Histoplasma capsulatum G186AR is the source of this 3390-nucleotide messenger RNA. Its product is annotated as U3 small nucleolar RNA-associated protein. Gene Ontology annotation, biological process: rRNA processing. Gene Ontology annotation, cellular component: small-subunit processome; Pwp2p-containing subcomplex of 90S preribosome. Bases 1 to 3390 code for a protein of 1129 amino acids. The transcript has 5 exons. Gene Ontology annotation, molecular function: protein binding. The record is from RefSeq and is a predicted model, not a curated record. NCBI's taxonomy places the organism in Eukaryota, Fungi, Ascomycota, Eurotiomycetes, Onygenales, Ajellomycetaceae.
AUGCCGUCAAUUGACAGCGAUGCCUUCGGGUUCCCUGUUGCGAAGAGACAGAAGGUUGCCCCAGGCCAGCUUGUGUCUCAAGAUGCUGCUCACCCUCCGAGCUCUCGGAUAUUCUCCCCCUUCAGAACUCUAGGACUUGUAUCCCCAACUACAGUGCCAUUCACCUCCGUCCCGCUGGGCAAAACUACGUUCCAAAUCACUACAUCCGUAGGCAGAUCCCUACAGACGUAUGACCUCCGCCGUGGCCUCAGCCUCGUCUUCCUCACACGCCCUCAAACCCCCGCGGCUAUAACGGCGAUAUGCGCCUGGAAAGAUAAAGUGCUGGCUGCCUGGGGUAGUGGAUCGCUGGCCAACGAAUCCGCACAAGGUGUCUGGGUUUUCAAGCGCGGGAAGAAGAUCGGAGAGUUGCCAUUCCCCGCCUCACCAACAGCCACUGCGGGAGCAAUAGGAGCAACCGAGCCGAUUGAGCAGUUACUCGUGUUUGGCUCGUGGAUUGUCGGAUGCGGUUGCAGAACCAUACGCGUGUGGAAAUCUACGACCUUCGAGCAUUACACCACACUCAUCCCUCCCAGCCAACGAAAGACAUUGUCAUCAGCAGCAGCAUCAUCAGUGACGUCUGGUGGCACCACUCGAGUCCUGACAGGCCGGAUAUGUAAUAUGCCAACAUACCUCAACAAGAUCUUCGCGGGCCGCCAGGAUGGUAGCAUUGAUAUCUGGAACCUCUCAACGGGGAAACUUGUCUACACCAUCCUCCCCACAACACCAGAUGCAGGCGCCGUUACUGCCAUGCAGCCCACGCCCGCCCUCUCCCUGAUCGCAACCGCCUACAGCAGCGGAGCCCUGACCAUCCACAACGUCAGAACGGACCAGGUUGUCCUAAACCUCCGCUCCCCCACUUCCACUUCUUCCACUUCUUCUACCACUCCCUUCUCUCCAAUAACCUGCAUCUCCUUCCGCACUGACGAACUGGGCGCUGGCCACGACGGGCGCAAAGCAGGCGUCAUGGCCACUGCCAGCGCUGACAGUGGCGACAUCACCAUGUGGGACCUGAACAACGGCGGCAAGAUCACCGGCGUCCUGCGCGACGCACACGAGUCCUCUUCUUCAUCAUCCUCGUCUGAAGAGCCCGGCGUUAGCAAAAUCGAGUUUCUACACGGCCAACCCGUCCUAAUAUCCACAGGCACAGAUAACGCCCUGCGUUCCUGGAUCUUCGACGAGACCCCUUUCUCCCCUGUCCCUCGCCCCCUGCACUCGCGCAGCGGCCACUCGGCACCCAUCACAACCCUCCGCUUCCUCCCGGCCUCCUCUGACGAUUCCGACUCCGUCGGUAAAUGGAUCCUCAGCGCGAGCAAAGACCGCAGCCUAUGGGGCCUGAGUCUGCGAAAGGAUUCGCAGAGUACGGAGCUGUCGCAGGGCCAUGUGAAGUUAAAGAAGAAGAAGAGGGGGUUUGCGGGAGCGCGGACGGAGGACUUCAAGACUCCUGAAAUUACCUGUAUGGCAUGCUCGUUGAAUAGGGACGGGGGCAUGGGGACCGCUGCUGGCGCUGCUGGUGCAAACGGGCCGGUAUGGGCUAAUGUGAAGGGCGGCACUGCGGAGGCGACCAACUUAACUGGGUGGGAGAGUGUUGUUACAGGCCAUCGGGGCGAUAAAUUUGCGAGGACGUGGUUUUGGGGGAGGAAGAAAGCUGGGCGAUGGGCUUUUGGGACGCACGAUGGAACGGAGGUUAAGAGCGUCGCGGUUUCGCCGUGUGGCACCUUUGCACUAGUCGGAUCUGCUGGUGGUUCCAUUGAUAUGUACAAUCUCCAAUCUGGCAUGCAUCGACAGUCAUUCCCUGCGCGGGUAACCCCCACCCAAGCAAGAAAGUUAAAGAUGAUGCAAUUGGAUGAGAUGAGCGAUCUAGCGACCGGGUCCAGUGGCAAAAGAAGCUUCCAAAUGGGCGAAGGAAAACAUACCAGUGCCGUUUCUGGGCUGAUGGUUGACGCAUUGAAUACGACGGUUAUAAGCUGCGGGCUUGAUGGGAAAGUGAAGUUCUGGCAAUUCCUCACAGGCCAACUGCUCCACGAGCUAGAUUGGCACCCCAUGUGCUCCAUCACGGGUCUCCGCGCCAAUACCUCCAGCGACCUCAUCGCGCUAAGCUGCGACGACCUCUCCAUCCGCGUUAUCGACAUCGAGACGCGCAAACUCGUGCGCGAGCUCUGGGGCGCCAUGGGCCAGAUCAACGAUUUCUGCAUCUCCAACGACGGCCGCUGGAUCAUUGCCGCGUCCAUGGACUCCGUGAUUCGCGUCUGGGACCUGCCGACAGGCCAUCUCAUCGACGCGUUCCGGCUGGCGAAUACAUGCACUGCGCUCGCGAUGUCGGCGACGGGCGAGUUCCUGGCGACGGCGCAUGCGGAUGGAGUCGGGGUUAAUAUCUGGAACAACCGGAGCUUGUUCACGCAUGUGCCGACGAAACAUAUUGAGGAGGAUGCUAUAGUGGAGGUCAGUGCGCCGACGGCGUCUGGGGAGGGUGGGGCGGCUGUCUUGGAAGCGGCAUUUGAGGAGGAUGCGGGGGAGGGCGGCCGUGGUGAGGACUGCCCUUUGUUGCCGACGGAGCAGCUGAGUGGUGAUAUGAUGACGUUGAGUAUUACGCCGAAGAGCAGGUGGCAGACACUCUUGCAUCUAGAUAUUAUCAAGGAAAGAAACAAGCCCAAAGAACCGCCCAAGGUCCCGCAGAAAGCGCCAUUCUUCCUCCCUUCAACCCUCUCAAAGCCUGACUCCGACUCCUCCACGCAACUUGUCUCCGCACCAGCAGCAGCAGCAGCAGAAGGCAGCUUAGGAACCAAGAAGACCACGCCGGCCGAACGAUCCCGGAUCGCCAAGCUCCAACUCGCCAAUGACCCCAGCAUGCAACCCUCAACUUUCACCGCCCUCCUCCACUCAUGCUCCUCCGACAGCAACAACGGUAACAGCAGUGACAGCAGUAACAGCAACCACUACGCGCCAUUCAUCGAGUACCUCAAAUCCCUGCCGCCCGCCAAAGCCGAUCUAGAAAUCCGCUCUCUCGACCCGGGCCUGCUCAACGGGCGCAAGCAGGGCAUGAACGAGCUGGUGGCGUUCGUGGAGGCGCUGACCGCACAGCUGAGGACGAGGAGGGACUUUGAGCUUGUGAAUGCGUGGAUGGCUGUGUUCUUGAGGGUGCAUGGGGAUGUUGCUGUUGAAGGGGAGAGUGUUGGUGCUGGUGCUGGUUUUCGGGAUGGGGGUGGGGACGACAACGAGGCAGAGACUACGCGGGCAGCGCUGCGGGAGGCGUUGGCGCGGUGGAAGGUUGAGCAGGAGCGGGAGGGGAGGAGGUUGGCGGAGCUAGUAGGGUAUUGUAGGGGGGUUGUGGGGUUUUUGAGGUCUGCGAGAUAG